Molecule: messenger RNA, 861 nt
Organism: Neocloeon triangulifer
Lineage: Eukaryota; Metazoa; Arthropoda; Insecta; Ephemeroptera; Baetidae
Product: tRNA-dihydrouridine(47) synthase [NAD(P)(+)]-like
Exons: 3
Coding region: 85-540 (151 amino acids)
Source: RefSeq, a predicted model, not a curated record
CAGAUUAUCACAGGCCCAACCGCACGAUCGCAGCAAGUUUGCCUUAUGCUGUAAACUUGAGAAUUGACAAGACCUGCAGUCACCAUGCGGGCGUGGCACUUGUUGGUGCUUUUUGCCGCUGCAGUUUUUGCAGAUUCCGGAGGAACUGGGUUUGAAUCAGCAGUUCAGCAGGCGGAGGAAGUUGUGAAUGACGCCGCCGCUGCUCGGGAUAAACGUAGCGAUGAUGAAGAAUAUGCCAAUGAUGAUGACACUGAAGUCAAACCAGCAAAAAAACAAGCGGUGGCUGCAGUGAAACCUACAACCACCACCACCACUACAACCACAACUACAACUACCACCACAAAGAAGCCACCAACGACCAAAAAAGCAAGGAAACGUAACGGUAAACUUAAGAAUAAGAAGAACAAGAAAUACAAACAACGGCAACACAAUAAGCCCAGGAGCCGCAGCCACUCAAGGCGUCGCAGUGGCUCUAGAAGGCGCAGUGGCUCCCGUAAUCGCAAUGGGCGCCGUAGUAGAUCGAGGAGUAUCAAAAAUUAACGUCAAAUCAGUUACCAAUGAAACCAUUCCUUCAUUAUGGUUUGCAUAUUCCUGCAUCAAUCUCUGCGCUGAACCAUGAUAAAAUUAUGAGAAAAUGCUUUUCAGAACAUUCCGAUCUCAAUUCCUGUUGUUAUUCUGAUGUUAAAAAUUUGUAGAAUUAGUUUCUUCAAAGCUGAUCAAGUUUAUAUAUGUUGUUGCUAUAAAAUCUUCUCUGCAAUCCUAUCAUGCUUACAUCAUUAAUAGAUUCUAUUAAUUACCGUACUUUCAACCUAUAAUGUGCAUGCUUCAAGAAUAAAUAAACAUUGCAAUUUUCUUUACAAA